AUGAACGGUCACCGCGCGACCACCGCGACCACGGCGGCGGUGGCGCUGCUGGUCGUCGUCUACACGACGGUGCUGUGGACGCCACCCGCGUCCGCGGCCACGCUCACCCGGGUCGUGACCACCCGAUACGGCAAACUGCAGGGCAUCGUGCGCACCGUGGACGCGACCGUCGGCGGUGUCGGCGGCGGCCCCGCGUCGCGGACGUCGACUCCGGUCACCGUCGACACGUUCCUCGGGGUGCCGUACGCCACGCCGCCCAUCGGGUCCAACCGGUUCGGGCCCACGCGCACCCCGUCGCCCUGGGACGGCGUGCGGCAGGCCGACGCCCCGGGGCCCGUGUGCCCGCAGCGCCUGCCCGACGUGUCCAACGAGACGGCCGCCCUGCAGCGCAUGCCCAUCGGCCGGCUGGUCUACCUCAAGCGGCUGCUGCCGUACUUGCGAAAUCAGUCCGAGGAUUGUCUGUACCUGAACAUCUACGCGCCGUCACAAGGUAAGCGCUUAUCACGACGUUAG
Molecule: messenger RNA, 513 nt
Organism: Cinara cedri
Lineage: Eukaryota; Metazoa; Arthropoda; Insecta; Hemiptera; Aphididae
Source: the annotation of a GenBank genome assembly